CAAAAUAUCGGAUGUAAAAGUGUAUAAAAAGGCGUCAUUUCUUACUGUAAAUCACAGUUUCGUCGAAUCAAACUUAGACAAACAACUGGAAAGAUGAAAACAACAAUUUUGAUUCUUCUCAUGCUAGGACUUGGCAUCAAUGCAAAAUCUCUGGAGGAAAGAAAAGCGGACCAACGAGACAAUGGAAAGGGGUUUUUUCCUCUUACCUACGACCAACAAGACAAUAGAAAGGGGUAUUAUCCUCCUACCUACGACCAACAAGACAAUGGAAAGGGGUAUUAUCCUCCUACCUACGACCAACAAGACAAUGGAAAGGGGUAUUAUCCUCCUACCUACGACCAACAAGACAAUGGAAAGGGGUAUUAUCCUCCUACCUACGACCAACAAGACAAUGGAAAGGGGUAUUAUCCUCCUACCUACGACCAACAAGACAAUGGAAAGGGGUAUUAUCCUCCUACCUACGACCAACAAGACAAUGGAAAGGGGUAUAAUCCUCCUACCUACGACCAACAAGACAAUGGAAAGGGGUAUUAUCCUCCUACCUACGACAAACAAGACAAUGGAAAGGGGUAUUAUCCUCCUACCUACGACCAACAAGACAAUGGAAAGGGGUAUUAUCCUCCUACCUACGACCAACAAGACAAUGGAAAGGGGUAUUAUCCUCCUACCUACGACCAACAAGACAAUGGAAAGGGGUAUUAUCCUCCUACCUACGACCAACAAGACAAUGGAAAGGCGUAUUAUCCUCCUACCUACGACCAACAAGACAAUGGAAAGGGGUAAUAUCCUCCUACCUACGACCAACAAGACAAUGGAAAGGGGUAUUAUCCUCCUACCUACGACCAACAAGACAAUGAAAAGGGGUAUUAUCCUCCUACCUACGACCAACAAGACAAUGGAAAGGGGUAUUAUCCUCCUACCUACGACCAACAAGACAAUGGAAAGGGGUAUUAUCCUCCUACCUACGACCAACAAGACAAUGGAAAGGGGUAUUAUCCUCCUACCUACGACCAACAAGACAAUGGAAAGGGGUAUUAUCCUCCUACCUACGACCAACAAGACAAUGGAAAGGGGUAUUAUCCUCCUACCUACGACCAACAAGACAAUGGAAAGGGGUAUUAUCCUCCUACCUACGACCAACAAGACAAUGGAAAGGGGUAUUAUCCUCCUAUCUACGACCAACAAGACAAUGGAAAGGGGUAUUAUCCUCCUACCUACGACCAACAAGACAAUGGAAAGGGGUAUUAUCCUCCUACCUACGACCAACAAGACAAUGGAAAGCACUAUUACGGCGGCGGAUACGAUCAAUGAAAAAGUUUUGAACAGCUACGGGACUAGAAGACGGACGGAACCGGCAGAACAUAGAUAUUUCUUGUUUUCUUUGAUCAAAGGCUAGCCUUAUUAUUCAGAAUAUAACACUACAUUGCAUUCAA
Molecule: messenger RNA, 1433 nt
Organism: Styela clava
Lineage: Eukaryota; Metazoa; Chordata; Ascidiacea; Stolidobranchia; Styelidae
Cellular component (GO): extracellular region
Source: RefSeq, a predicted model, not a curated record